Protopolystoma xenopodis is the source of this 291-nucleotide messenger RNA. NCBI's taxonomy places the organism in Eukaryota, Metazoa, Platyhelminthes, Monogenea, Polystomatidea, Polystomatidae. The record is from the annotation of a GenBank genome assembly.
AUGAUCCAACACGUGAGCAUAAAAACAGGUCGGUGCACAGCGUACCAACCUCGCCCGGAGCGGGCUCUGUGGUGGAGUGAUGAAGGCUCCACUUCACGAAUGGGACCAAGCGAUGCCGAUUCAAAGCCUUGUUCUGUAUUAAACGGCUCAGGUCACACAGACCAGCCGAGUCAGACAGGCCGGGCAUUGAUCCCUCUUGGCCUGAUCCCACUUCUGGCCAGCCACGUCCGAAGACGACUAUCUCGAGAAGAAAUGACAGAACCGAUCGCCCUUAGCCCGCAGGAGAAGUAG